AUGAGCUAGGUCCGGAUCCUGCUAGACACCGGCGGGCGCGAGCCGUUGCAGGUAUCUGGAGGUGGUUACGUUGGUGACAUGACUCAGAAGUUUAUUUCUUUAAACUUUUAAGUUUUUUUUCUUUUUAGUCUUCAGAAAGGCAACAGUAGUCUUUUAAAGUCACUGUUACAAGUGUAAGACUCUUUUACUCCCUGAGAGUCCCCUUUCCCUUUCUUGCGUCCCUUCCUUUCUUUCUUUCUUUUUUUUUUUUUUUUUUUUUUUUUUUUUCUGAGACGGAGUCUCACUCUGGCGCCCAGGCUGGAGUGCAGUGGCGCGAUCUCGGCUCACUGCAAGCUCCGCCUCCCGGGUUCACCCUUUCUCUUUAUUCUUAUCCCGGUCAGACUCGCCCCCUCCUCCAAGACAUUAUUCCGUUUUAUUUGAUUUGAUUUUAGUUCUCUUUGGGUGAUCGCUCCUUCCCUUUUCAGCGGAUCCCUCCCCGCCUCCAUCGUCGUCCUGUGGGAGAGACCAGCCUUCUGGUGCUGCGGUCAGGAAUGGAGCUUGACAGCGCUCUGGAAGCCCCAUCGCAGGAAGACUCUUCUUUGUCCGAGUUGUCUCACUCCGCCCUUGGACAGGCCUUCUCCAAGAUUUUACACUGUCUUGCCCGCCCGGAGGCACGACGAGGCAACGUAAAAGAUGUAACUCUUAAAGACCUCGGUGAUCUAAUAGAAGCCACCGAAUUUGAUAGGUUAUUUGAGGGGAAUGGUGCUCGGCUUCGCGGAAUGCCAGAGACACUGGGGCAGGUGGCAAAAGCCCUGGAGAAGUAUGCAGCCCCCCCCAAGGAGGAGGAAGGUGGAGGUGAUGGGCACUCCGAAGCGGCCGAGAAAGCAGCCCAAGUUGGGUUACUGUUUCUUAAGCUGUUAGGGAAAGUUGAGACUGCUAAGAAUUCCCUGGUCGGCCCUGCAUGGCAGACGGGCCUGCAUCGCUUGGCAGGACCCGUUUAUAUUUUUGCCAUCACACACAGCUUGGAGCAACCAUGGACCACUCCGAGAUCUCGGGAAGUUGCUAGGGAGGUGCUCACCUUACUGCUUCAAGUUACUGAAUGCGGUUCUGUGGCAGGAUUCCUACAUGGGGAAAAUGAAGAUGAGAAAGGGAGACUUUCGGUGAUAUUAGGGCUUCUCAAACCCGACUUGAAUAAGGAAUCCUGGAAGAAUAACCCUGCCAUCAAACAUGUUUUCUCAUGGACUCUGCAACAGGUCACUCGGCCCUGGCUGAGCCAGCAUCUGGAAAGGGUACUUCCCGCAUCAUUGCUCAUUUCAGAUGAUUAUCAGACUGAGAACAAAAUCCUGGGUGUACACUGUCUGCAUCACAUUGUGCUUAAUGUGCCAGCUGCUGAUUUGCUCCAGUAUAACAGAGCCCAGGUCCUAUACCAUGCCAUUUCCAACCACCUGUACACGCCAGAGCACCACCUCAUUCAGGCUGUGCUCCUGUGUCUGCUGGAUUUAUUCCCCAUCCUAGAGAAAACCCUGCACUGGAAAGGAGAUGGAGCUCGACCCACCACCCAUUGUGAUGAGGUCCUGCAGCUGAUCCUGACCCACAUGGAGCCAGAGCACCGCCUUCUUUUACGCAGGACCUAUGCAAGAAACCUGCCAGCUUUCGUGAAGAGGUUGGGGAUCCUAACUGUCCGGCACUUAAAGAGGCUGGAGAGAGUCAUCAUUGGUUAUCUGGAGGUUUACGAUGGACCUGAGGAGGAAGCUAGAUUGAAGAUAUUGGAAACCCUAAAACUUCUCAUGCAACAUACUUGGCCCAGAGUUUCCUGCAGACUUGUGGUCUUACUGAAAGCUCUCUUGAAACUGAUUUGUGAUGUAGCAAGGGAUCCAAACCUUACACCUGAGUCUGUUAAGAGUGCCCUGCUACAGGAGGCCACAGACUGCCUGAUUCUCCUGGACCGCUGUUCUCAAGGAAGGGUAAAGGGUCUCCUGGCCAAAAUUCCCCAAAGUUGUGAAGACAGAAAAGUGGUGAACUGUAUCAGAAAAGUGCAGCAGGUUUCUGAAGGCGCUCCCUACGAUGGAACUUAAGACUUGUAUUCACUUUCCCAAGAGGAAAGGAUUUUCUUCCCAUCCCAAUUUGUAUGAAUGGAGUUAUUUAAGAAAAAAAGAUAUUUUUACAUGAAACUUUGUAAGUGAAAGCUGCUUCUUCCUUCUUUCUUUCCUUUUACCUCCAUAAGAGUAGGGAAAGUAGAACAAGAAAAAAAUGAACUCCUUCCAUUUCUAAAUAAAGUUUGGGAGAAAAAAGGA
Molecule: messenger RNA, 2273 nt
Organism: Nomascus leucogenys (northern white-cheeked gibbon)
Lineage: Eukaryota; Metazoa; Chordata; Mammalia; Primates; Hylobatidae
Source: RefSeq, a predicted model, not a curated record